AUCAUCAGUUAUGACCGAGAAAAUGUGGAAAACAGCUGUGCUAAUUGCGUUGUGCUGGCUAUCGAUCGUGGCAGUCCAUGAGCUUGACGAGGACGAGCGUGCCUGCGUCCACGAAACGGGCGUCUCCGAGCACCUCGUGCGAGAAGCCAAGCGCGAGCACGCGGUUUUCGGCGACAACUCGAAGUACAAGGAGUUCUUGAGCUGCUGCUGGAAGAGGUACGGCUAUCAAGACGAGAACGGCGAGAUCAACUGGGAGAUGGUGAGAUCGGUCAUCGGCCGCUCGUACAAUCCGCGAGUGGCGAUUAAAAUAAUAAACAAAUGCAUGAAUGUGAAGGGCAUUACCGGUGGGGAUACGGCGGUGCUCGUGCUGGAAUGUUUAGAUGAUCACGCACCGAAUUUGCACACGGUACAUCACUUUUACUCCGGCCACAAGGACUAACUUUCCAGCCCAAGGUGAUUUUAUAAUUGAUGUCACUGAAAUUAUGCAUUAAAACAGUUUAUCUUAAUUAAA
This is a messenger RNA of Photinus pyralis (common eastern firefly), 511 nucleotides long. RefSeq lists its product as uncharacterized. Lineage: Eukaryota; Metazoa; Arthropoda; Insecta; Coleoptera; Lampyridae. The record is from RefSeq and is a predicted model, not a curated record. Gene Ontology annotation, molecular function: odorant binding. The transcript has 2 exons. The coding region runs from base 11 to 439 and encodes 142 amino acids.